Salvia hispanica is the source of this 1426-nucleotide messenger RNA. Lineage: Eukaryota; Viridiplantae; Streptophyta; Magnoliopsida; Lamiales; Lamiaceae. The record is from RefSeq and is a predicted model, not a curated record.
UCCUCGUGAUGCAGGUUUUGAGUUGCGAGUGCCUUUUAGCUCAUAGCUGCUCGUUCUGUGCUGAAAAGGUUCAAUUUUGAGCCACUCUUGAUCAAACAUUUUCUGUGGGGAAAUGUCCUUUUUGCAAAUUUUAUCGACUAUUCAGCUUUUAUGUGUAGUGUAGAAGUAUAUUGAAAGGAAAAGAAAAAUGGAAGUAGUGAAAAAUGUGGUUGAGAGUAUUAGUUUUAUGUGCAACUCCGAGUUCUGGAGAAUGGCAGUGCUUUGGACGCUUUCUCUCAUCUCUUCCUAUAUGAGCCGGUUCUACCAAACCUUAUUCUCACAAGAGUCGAGAUGCUACCCUCGCUGUUCGCUGAAAGGCUCGACUUUUGCAUCUCUAUUGGUGGAUAGGCCAAUCUGCAUAAUAACCGGGGCCACGUCGGGCUUGGGUGCUGCCGCUGCAGAUGCUCUAGCGAAGGAGGGAUUUUAUGUCGUUCUUGUUGGAAGAUCAUCCGAGUUCUUGUCAAAGGCUGUAUCCGAGAUCAAGAGUCGAAAUCCUGAUGCUUGCCUUAAAGCUUUCAAGGUCAAUAUGUCUUCCUUCGAGUCAAUCCUCGAGUUCAAACACUCGCUCGAGCAAUGGCUACGUGACUCAAACAUGCAUCCAUCUGUUCAGCUCCUGAUAAACAAUGCUGGGAUCUUAGCAACUUCGCGUAGAGUUACUUCUGAAGGAUAUGAUCAGAUGCUCGCCACGAAUUACAUUGGGGCAUUUUGUCUCACCAAAGUUUUGCUUCCCCUUCUUGAAAACAGCCUGGUUCCUUCCCGUGUGGUGAACGUCUCAUCAUUUACUCAUUGGAAUGUUCGCUGCAGGCACGCGGACACAGAAACCAUAUCCGGGAAAUUCUUUAUGAAAUCAAAGGAUUACCCGUAUGCGUCUAUUUACGAGUAUUCCAAAUUAUGCAUAUUGCUCUUCUCGUAUGAGCUUCACCGGAAAGUUGGCCUAAUGAAGACAUCUCAACAUCUAUCCAUAGUUGCUGCGGAUCCUGGUGCCGUAAAAACAAACAUCAUGCGAGAAAUCCCUUCAUCCGUGACGACAAUGGCUUUCACAGCAAUGAAACUCUUAGGUGUUCUUCAGUCCUCAGAAACCGGUGCGAGCGCUAUUGUUGACGCGGCACUGGCCCCUCCGGAAGUAUCAGGGGUCUAUUUUUUCGGAGGGAAAGGCCAGAGUUUAAACUCUUCCGCUCUUUCAUAUGAUGCCGGGCUCGCCAAGGAUGUCUGGGAUGCUUCGUGUAGCCUGUUCGAAGAGCUGCAGACGACUGCCCGACGAGAUGGGAACCGAGCUGCUUAAAGCAUGAAAAUGAUAUUAAUCCCCCUAGAUGUUCAAGAGAGAACUUCUGAAUGUUACUUCAAUCUUAUUGGUGAAUAAAUGUUAUAAAUGAUAUUAAUCCCCCUA